AUGGCUAUGCCCAAACUGGCACCAGUUCUCAAAAAUAUCAGCCCUUAUAAUGAUUCUGACAUUAAUUGGGUUCAUAAUGGAAAUCUUUUCAUUAAGUAUGUUGUAUUUUUUGUUCAAAAGGUAAAUGAGCAGCUGAAGAAAGUACAUUUUGUGGAUGCAUUUGGAGAGGUAGUGUUCUUUGACAAGAACGGAGACCCCCCUGCUUCAUACGAAGUCAUAAACUGGCAGCUGAGAGAAGGACAAGUGCAGCAUAUUUCAGUUGGCCAUUUCAGCACCUCUGCAAAUGGAAAAUAUGAACUUGUGAUUAAUGAAGACAAGAUUAUCUGGAGCACAGGAAAUUUGGUAACUCCAAAAGCUGUUUGCUCUGAAAUCUGUCCACAAGGCACAAGGAAAGCACAAAUUAAAGGUCUACCUCUGUGCUGCUUUGACUGUAUCCCAUGUGCUGAUGGCUCUAUAUCAAAUACAACAGGAGCAACAGACUGUAUCAACUGUCCUGAAGAGUACUGGUCUAAUGAAAGAAAAGAUAACUGCAUCAUGAAAAUAACAGAGUUUCUAUCAUACACUGAAACAAUGGGGAUUAUUCUCAUGGCCCUCUCCCUACUGGGUACCUGUUUAACAUUUUCUACUAUGGUGGUGUUCAUACACUUUAGAGACACACCAAUAGUGAAAGCAAAUAAUUCAGAGCUGAGCUUACUUUUACUUCUUUCUCUUAUAUUUUGCUUCCUCUGUCCUCUCACAUUCAUCGGUGAGCUAACAGUCUGGUCAUGCAUGUUGCGUCACACAGCAUUUGGCAUUGCCUUUGCCCUCUGCAUUUCCUGUAUGCUGGGGAAAACUACAGUUGUGGUAACUGCCUUCAGAGCAACAUUACCAGGGAACAAUGUGGCAGAAAAGUUUGGACCACCUCAACAAAGGGCCAUUGUGUGUUCAUGCACUGCCGUUCAAAUAGUUAUUUGUAUUCUGUGGCUAAAUGUUGCUCCACCAUUCCCAGAUAAAGUCUUUGAGCAGCGCAGUAAAAAAAUUAUUUUAGAAUGUAACACGGGCUCAGAUGCUGCAUUUUAUGCCGUUCUAGGGUACAUUGGCCUUCUUGCCAUAGUUUGCUUGGUCCUGGCCUUUUUAGCCAGAAAGCUACCUGAUAAUUUUAAUGAAGCCAAAUUCAUCACAUUUAGUUUGCUUAUAUUCUGUGCAGUUUGGAUCACCUUCAUUCCAGCUUAUGUCAGCUCUCCUGGAAAGUAUACAGUAGCAGUAGAAAUAUUUGCAAUUCUGUCUUCAGCUUUUGGCCUACUCUUAUGCAUUUUUGUGCCUAAAUGUUACAUCAUUUUAAUCAAACCAGAGAGAAAUACAAGAAAACAUGUAAUGGGGAAAAAUCCCAAAAGUUAA
Molecule: messenger RNA, 1377 nt
Organism: Ictalurus punctatus (channel catfish)
Lineage: Eukaryota; Metazoa; Chordata; Actinopteri; Siluriformes; Ictaluridae
Product: extracellular calcium-sensing receptor-like
Exons: 4
Coding region: 1-1377 (458 amino acids)
Biological process (GO): G protein-coupled receptor signaling pathway
Cellular component (GO): membrane
Molecular function (GO): G protein-coupled receptor activity
Source: RefSeq, a predicted model, not a curated record